This is a messenger RNA of Marasmius oreades (fairy-ring Marasmius), 1128 nucleotides long. RefSeq names its product Actin-2 (gene ACT2). The record is from RefSeq and is a predicted model, not a curated record. NCBI's taxonomy places the organism in Eukaryota, Fungi, Basidiomycota, Agaricomycetes, Agaricales, Marasmiaceae. The transcript has 9 exons. Bases 1 to 1128 code for a protein of 375 amino acids.
AUGGAAGACGAAAUCUCCGCUAUCGUCAUUGACAAUGGCUCUGGAAUGUGUAAAGCAGGCUUCGCAGGAGACGACGCUCCGAGAGCCGUGUUCCCAUCUCUUGUUGGACGACCUCGUCAUGCGAACAUCAUGGUUGGGAUGGGAAAUAAAGAUUCAUAUGUUGGCGAUGAAGCGCAAUCUAAGCGAGGUGUACUCAACCUCAAAUAUCCAAUCGAACACGGUAUUGUGACGAACUGGGACGACAUGGAGAAGAUCUGGCAUCAUACUUUCUACAACGAGCUGCGAGUCGCUCCCGAGGAACAUCCCGUUCUUCUCACCGAGGCACCUCUCAACCCCAAAGCCAACCGAGAGAAGAUGACCCAGAUCAUGUUUGAAACGUUCAAUACUCCGGCCUUCUACGUGCAAAUUCAGGCUGUCCUCUCGUUGUACGCUUCUGGUCGAACAACCGGUAUUGUCUUGGACUCGGGUGAUGGUGUAUCUCAUGUUGUACCCAUCUACGAAGGUUUUGCGCUCCCCCACGCCAUCCUUCGUCUGGACCUUGCCGGACGCGACCUUACCCACGCGCUGGUGAAGAACCUGACGGAGAGAGGGUACCAGUUCACCACCUCGGCUGAACGUGAGGUUGUGCGGGAUAUCAAGGAGAAGUUGUGUUAUGUUGCGGUAGACUUUGAGCAAGAGAUGGUGACGGCUACACAGUCGUCUUCUAUUGAGAAAAAUUAUGAGUUACCUGAUGGCCAGGUCAUAACGAUAGGAAAUGAACGAUUCCGUGCACCCGAGGCUUUGUUUAAACCUCACCUGAUGGGUUUGGAAGAUGCUGGUGUUCACGAGCUUCUAUACAACUCGAUCACAAAGUGUGAUCUCGAUAUCCGUCGUGAUCUCUACUCGAACAUCGUCUUAUCGGGUGGAAGUACUAUGUAUCCUGGUCUAUCAGAUCGUAUGCAGAAAGAAUUGGGUUCUUUAGCUCCCGGUGGCGUCAAGGUCAAAGUUGUUGCUCCGCCCGAAAGAAAAUAUUCGGUCUGGAUUGGAGGCUCGAUUUUGGCGUCGCUGUCGACUUUCCAGAAUAUGUGGGUGAGCAAACAAGAAUAUGACGAGUCCGGUCCUGGUAUUGUUCAUCGCAAAUGUUUUUAG